Cyclospora cayetanensis is the source of this 1440-nucleotide messenger RNA. Its product is annotated as CCR4-NOT transcription complex subunit 7. Lineage: Eukaryota; Apicomplexa; Conoidasida; Eucoccidiorida; Eimeriidae. The transcript is spliced from 3 exons. Gene Ontology annotation, cellular component: P-body; CCR4-NOT complex; CCR4-NOT core complex. Gene Ontology annotation, molecular function: poly(A)-specific ribonuclease activity; nucleic acid binding. The record is from RefSeq and is a predicted model, not a curated record. The coding region runs from base 1 to 1440 and encodes 479 amino acids.
AUGAAUGGCUACGGCGAGGCUCUUCGCGGCCAAAUAAUAGAGGUCUGGGCGCACAAUCUCGAAGAGGAACUCGAGCGUAUCCGGGAUGUCGUGGAGAGGUAUCCCUACAUCGCCUUGGACACAGAGUUUCCGGGAAUCGUAGCGCGUCCAACCUCGAACGCGUUGGACUACAACUACCGGACGGUGAAGUACAAUGUUGACCUCCUGAAGGUAAUUCAAUUGGGGCUGACCUUUGCGGAUAGCAGGGGCCGGCUGGCGGAGGGAACCUGCACGUGGCAAUUCAACUUUCGAUUUGAUCUGAACGAAGACAUGUACGCGCAAAAUAGCAUCGACUUCCUUAAGCAGAGUGGCAUCGACUUUGAUAAGCAACAGAAAAAAGGAGUGGAGGUGCAUGAUUUCGGGGAGCUUAUCAUGAACAGCGGAUUAGUAAUGAAUGAAGAUGUCAAGUGGAUCUCAUUUCAUGGAUGCUACGACUUUGGGUACCUCCUCAAGCUUCUAACCUGUGAGGCGCUGCCCGAAUCAGAAAAUGCCUUUUUCGAGCUCAUCCAGGACUUCUUUCCCUCACUCUAUGACAUCAAGUUCCUUUUGAGGGAUCUUCCAAACUUCAACCUCAGCCAAGGCAGCAGCUUACAAAAGGUUAGUGAACAGCUGAACGUGCAGCGAGUCGGACCGCAGCAUCAGGCUGGCAGCGACAGUCUUGUUACAUGCCGCACUUUCUUCAACCUUGUGGACUCGUAUUUCAACGGGAAAAUCGAUGAAGCAAAAUUCUCAGGCGUCAUUUAUGGACUGGGUGCAACAGCCCACAAACCCCAUAGGGGGGGCCCCCUAGGGUCCCUUACCUCGCCACCCUCCCAAGAUAUGGGGGGCCCCGUACACGCGGAACUGAAACAAGAUGGGGCCUCUAACGGUGACCUAAUGCUGGGAGGCCCUGGAGCAAUCAGCCGUUACGUUAGUGCCGGUCCUGGUAGCCGCAUGGGGAGCCACCCCCAGCAGCAGCAGCAACAAGGACCGUGGACUGCAAUUGGUCGUGUGGGUAGCAGCGGAGUUGUCGGCAUGCGGCAGCAGCACCAGCACUCCCAGGCCAUCCUGGGCAUACCAGCCGCUGCAACAGCAACGGACAACGGCACUGCUGUUGGUGGCGAUCGUUUGCGGGGGGCCCCGGGGGCGGGGCCCCACUCGGGUAUAAUUCCAGGCGGGGGCCCCUCCAGAGGGUUCGGAGCAGAGCUCCACCGUACGGGAAGUGCGCCUCCAGCUCCUCUUCUCUGCAACAACACUGACGGCCGCGUUUGGCCAGCGCAGGGAGCUCUGGCUGUAGGGGGACGCCGCACAAACCCGGAGCAGCAGCGGGGGGACGGUGCUGCUGCACCUGCUUCUGCUGCUGCCGGGGCCUUUGUUUUUGAGGGGGCAGGAGGGGCUUCAGGGUCGCCAAGAAGGGCAUGA